This is a messenger RNA of Closterium sp. NIES-65, 4158 nucleotides long. NCBI's taxonomy places the organism in Eukaryota, Viridiplantae, Streptophyta, Zygnematophyceae, Desmidiales, Closteriaceae. The record is from the annotation of a GenBank genome assembly.
AUGCCUCCGUCGAAUACAACGUUGACCGCGCGCAGUCCAAUCAGCGGCGGUGCUGCUGCCACGUGGCCGUCUUUCACGUCCCCCUCCCCAAGGCCACCCCCGACCCCUUCUCCGCGCCCUCGCGUCCCUCUUUCCCCGCGCCCAGGCUCUGGCGGCGCGGCUUCCGCCGCUGUCUCCCCCAGCAGGCGGCGCUGGCGGAAGGGGCUGCUCGUCGCGAACGGGCUCGCCGUGCUUUACGGCUCCGCGUGCGCCGUGAAUCGCGUGGCGGAAGCCGCGCCUUCUCAUAUCACUGACGUCGCCCCGCAUUUCGCGCCGCAUCUCGCGACCAUCAUGGAUCACGUCCCCUCCGAAUUUGCCUCGCCGAUCCGAUUCGCCGCAGCGGCCCUCCCGUUCGCCCCUGCUGCCGUCAGCACCUUCGCAGUCGCAGCAGGUCGCGUGGGCGACGGUGCGCGACGUGCGACGACCGCAUCUUCCCAAGGCGCGGCGUCACAGCGUGUGCUGGACUCCACUGGGACAGCCUGUGACGGGAAUGUUUCGCCGCCGGUGGAAGAAAGGAACUCGACAUCCAAGCAUGAGUCGGAAUCCUCGACGGUGGUAAAGGCAGGGCUGGAGCUAGCGGCAUAUAGCUUCUUGGGAGACCUGCUCUCGCAGUUCACAAACGCCGAUACCGCCUCCACUCCAAUGCUUCUGCUGCUCUCGGUACGUGACGUGAUGAUCCUUACCUUGGGCUUUCUCCCUGCCGCACCCAACGUUUCCUGCAAAUGCAGCAACGACUAUCAAUCUCCUCGCAUUCGCAUCACUCCCAUGCUUUCUCAUCCCGUUGCUUCUUGCUCACGCCCGUUCAGUAUAAUCAAUCUCUUUCUUCCUGCUAUUCUCUCAUCUCCUCUCCCCCUGCAGCUCCUCAUCCUCCCGGUACUCCAACUCACCGACCGUCUCCGCCAUGAACCAGCCAACGACUCGCCCAGCAACAGCAACAGCAGCACCACCCGCACAUCGCGCGCACCGCUCGUAUCCGCCCUCAUCGCAAUGCUGGCGAUCGUUGCAGCCAGCGGAGCCACCACCACAAGCAGCGCCGCCGCCGCAGGCCCUUCCGCCCUUCUCUCCACCCUGGGGCAAUCUCUGCCCCUGUCAACCCCAUGGCCCGUGCUCGCAUGCCUGCUCUCCCUCGUGGCACUACUCCGCUGCGAGGCCCACUGCACCCGCUUCAACCCGCUCUCCCUCACCGCUGUCCAGACCUCGUCCCUCGCCUCCCUCUCCCUCCUCUCCUCCCUCCUCUUCCACCUCCUCUCCUCCUCCUCAGCCUUCCCACACGGAAUCCUACCGGAAACCCUCACCAGUGCCACACACAUGGCAGGAACCAGCGGAGCAGCGCUGCUGCCGCUCAUAUACAGCGGGCUUAUGUGCUCGGGGCUAGGCACGUGGAUGGAAAUGCACUGUCUGCAGGACCUACCAGCUCCCGCUCUCAUGCUCAUAUUCACCUCUAUUCCCGGCUGGGGGGGGUUGCUGGCGGCGUUGGCGCAGGGGGAGGUGCCAGAGGCAGGGCUGGGCGUGGCUGGGCUUGUGAUAGCUGCUGUGAAUGCCGGUGCGUGGGCGCUCGUGUCACGCCAUGGCACUGCUGUUGCUUCUGAUACCAGCAAUAGCAGCAGCGCCAGCAGCGGUGGCACGGGCAGCAAUGUCAAUAAUGGGAGCUGUGGCGUGCAAGAAAAAAUCUCAGCUGCAGGGACCGCGGCAGAGAUAGAUGUGGAGGAAACAGCCAAGAAUGCUCCCCCAGUUCCAGUGGAACAGUUGAGCAACUCCCUGGUGGCAUCUCAGCUCAAGGUACCCUUUUACUCCACCAAGGCCAAGAGCCUGCUGCUCAAGCUCAAGCUUAAAGCCAAGGUGGCUGGAGCUAAGGUUAUAGGGGGGAAACUGGGUGUGAAAGCAGCAGCUGCUGGUGCGUACAGUGCUUCCCAUGUGCUGACGUCGGCUGUGGGGAGUGGGAGUUUUGGUGCCGGUGCUGCUGAUGCUGCUGCAGCAGCUGCUACAGGCACGGCUGAUGCCCUGUCGUCGCUUGGCGGUGGUAUGGCGAUGCCAACUUUUGUCAGCAGCAGCAGCAGCAGCAUGUCGUUUGUGGACCACGCUCCUAAGGUGUCCUCCCCACCCUCCUCGUCCUCGUGGUGGCGGAAUUUCUUAAAAGCAGCCGUUCACGUCAAGAUCCCCUCCACCGCUGACGUGGCAGGUCUAGCUGGCAGCGGUGCCGCUGCCACGCCUCCCGCUGCUGCGAGCACCAGCGCCAGCGCGAGCGGCGUUCGCGGCGCCACAAGCGGCGUUCGCGGCGCCACAAGCGGCGUUCGCGGCGCCACAAGCGGCGGCGGAGGUAGCAGCAGAAGCAGCGCAGGUUCGAGGGUAACUCACGCUUUCGAGCCCGUGAGCCUUGGGAGUACCGAGACCAACCCGCUUCUGGCGGAAAUCUACCCAAUCCGCGAGUCGAAUGAGGCAGACACCGCAGGGAAAGCAGGAGGAGCUAGCAUCGACCAUCCUGCCCACGUAGAUAGUGUCGACCAAUCAGCAUCCGCCCAGCAAUCGGCAUUCCCUAUGCCGCCACCUCCCAAGCCCCCCGCGCUCACGCGCUCUCUCUCCCUCCUCGACCUUAUCCUUCUCGGCAUCGGCGCGUCCAUUGGCUCAGGGAUCUUCGUCGUGACAGGUGUCGCCGCGCGAUUGGCCGGGCCGGCCGUGUCCCUGUCUUUUCUCCUAGCCGGCCUGGCGUCUCUCCUAAACGCGCUCUGCUACGCCGACCUUGCCGCCCGGUUCCCUGGCCGGGUGGGCGGCGCGUACCUCUACGCGCACGCGUGCCUCGGGCAGCUCGCGUCGUUUGUCCUGUUCUGCCACCUGGUGCUGGACUACCACGUGGGGGCGGCGGCGAUCGCCAGGAGCCUGGCGAGUUAUUUGGCGUCUCUGGUGGAGGUGGCAUCUGGAACAGGGCUACCCGGCGUGCUCGCACCAGGAGGCCUGCCUGUGUCCAUCCCCUUGCCAUUCCUCUCCCCGUCGUGGCUCCUCUGGUGGUUCUGCCAUUUGUGGUCAGGAGGAGAAAAUGGGGGAGAGCAAGCGAUGCUAUCAGCAUCAGCGCUCGUCUUCUUCUCCUACAUCGGCUUUGACGCAGUCGCCAACACAGCCGAAGAGUCACUCCACCCGCGCCGCGACGUGCCGCGAGGUCUCCUUCUUGCCCUCGCCGCCUGCUCCCUCCUCUACAUCUCCGUCUCCCUUGUCCUCACCGGCAUGGUCCCGUACACGCUCCUCGACCCCGCUGCACCGCUCUCCACUGCGUUCGCCUCCCUCGGGCUGCAUUUCAUGGAGAGAAUAAUCGAUCUUGGGGCUGUAGUGGGGCUGACAACAACUCUCCUGACCGGAUUGUAUGUGCAGUCGCGCAUGUAUCUGGCCUUGGCGAGGGAUGGGAUGCUGCAUGUGUGGUUUCUACAGGUGAAUGCGGGGAGUCAUGUGCCGGUGCAUGCGCAGUGGUGGGUGGGGGGAGUGGCAGCGGCGAUGGCGGCAAUGUUUGACGUGGGGAAGCUGUCGCAUAUUCUGUCGGUGGGCGUGUUACUGGGUUACUCUAUAGUGUGUAUGUGCGUGCUGGCUUUAAGGGUUGAGUCACAUCAUGGAGGGGGGAGUGGCUGUGUUGGUGCGGGGGAGGAAGGGGAGGAGAGAUUGGAUGAUGCGCUUUUGGCACAAGGGGGUAUAGUCACCACCAGGAGCAGUAUGACUGGCAGUGGUGUGGCUGCGACAGGGCACACACACGUUCCUCCACCACCGCAUUGGAUUACCCAAUGGGGUGGCGACAAGUGGCACGAGGCUGUGGUGUAUGUCUGUGCCUUGGUUGCCUCCGUACUUGCCUUGGGAUUCGCCACUAGGUUCGCUGCACCUUGGCUGAUGCUUGCUCCUCUCUUCCUCUUAUCGCUGGCAUCAUCUGCACCAAUGUUCCUCGCUCAACGCUACGGCGUGCCGGCAUCUGGCUUCGCGUGCCCGUGGGUCCCGUUUGUGCCACUUAUGGGCAUCUGCGUCAACAUGUAUUUGCUUGCGCAGACGCACUGGGUUGCAUGGGUGCGCCUGUUUGUGUUGACUGUGGUGGCGCUGGUCGGAUUCUGGUGGAAUGUGAAGGGAUCAAUACAAGGAUCUAGUGGAUGA